AUGCUGGUGAGCGGUUUGAUUUUGCGAGUGAUCAGCGUUUGCAUCUCACCGUAUGAGCUACUUGUGGAUGGUUUCCCUUCAAAGAAUGGAACUACUUCCUCAAACUCCACAACUCCAUUCCUACUCUCCCAGCCUCCAGAAUCCAUGGAUUCGUCUCGACUCAUCUCCAAUCCUAUAGUCACUCUCGCAGCUACUAUGCGUGUCAGCAAGGGUCUUUCCAGUUCUCUACGACAAAUUGCUUUAGCUACAAUUCUUACUCGCGCGGGUCUUGGACUUAAGCCGUCUACUCUAAUGCGAACUUGGAGUGGUGUGCUUCGAUUAACUUGUAUUCCUUGUUUGACGGAAGCGUUGGUUUGCACCAUUGUUGCCAACUUUGUACUUGCUGCCGUUUCACCAGCUGUUGUGGUGCCGAAUAUGCUUCGCUUGGAAAUUGCCGGUUGGGGAAUGGGGGCCGGAAUUCCAACUCUAAUUAUGGCGGCGGCUAGUUUGGACGAUGUGUUAGCUAUUACAGGUUUUGGAGUAGCACAAGCCAUCGCCUUCAGUGAGGGCAAAAUCGUCCAAGUGGCUUUUAAAGGUCCCACGGGUGUGGCCAUCGGAGCUCUGGCUGGAGUGGUUCUGGCAAUUGUAAUUUGCAUUCUACCUCCCCCUGGAAUGGUAAGUGAAAUAUCUAUUUAUAUCAAAUAG
This is a messenger RNA of Rodentolepis nana, 684 nucleotides long. The record is from the annotation of a GenBank genome assembly. Lineage: Eukaryota; Metazoa; Platyhelminthes; Cestoda; Cyclophyllidea; Hymenolepididae.